Apiotrichum porosum is the source of this 675-nucleotide messenger RNA. RefSeq lists its product as uncharacterized. The record is from RefSeq and is a predicted model, not a curated record. The transcript is spliced from 3 exons. NCBI's taxonomy places the organism in Eukaryota, Fungi, Basidiomycota, Tremellomycetes, Trichosporonales, Trichosporonaceae. Bases 1 to 675 code for a protein of 224 amino acids.
AUGUGGGAAUCAUGUUUAGGUAUUGCCCGUGGAUCGUCCACAAUGCCUGGCAAUGUGGCCGAUAUCGUGCACCCCUCUCCAACUCGCCGAGAUCGGAAGAUCGCUUCCGUUCACCUCGGUCUCAAGUGGGGGGUCUCCGCUUCACCCACUCGUCGCUCUUUCGCUUCGCCCGAGUCCACCCGUCCUGUUACCAGUGAGCCCAGGACACCACAGCCCCUUCGCUCUCCUUUCAACGCCAGCACAAUGACCGCUGCAACCCAGGUUCGCAGCCUGUUCCACCUCGCAUACCACGUCCGUAACCUCAACACAGCUCGCUCCUUCUACCGGGAUAUCCUUGGGUGCGAGGAAGGUCGCAGUACCGAUACGUGGGUCGACUUCAACUUUUUUGGCCACCAAAUCUCCCUCCACCUCGGCGAGCCGUUUGCCACUACCAACACGGGCAAGGUGGGCAACCACAUGGUGCCUAUGCCCCACCUCGGUGCGAUCCUCGAACUCCCUGACUGGGAAGCGUUGGCGGGCCGUUUGAAGAAGGCAGACACCCAGUUUGUUAUUGAGCCACAAGUCCGGUUUGAGGGCCAGCCGGGCGAGCAGUGGACAAUGUUCUUCCGCGAUCCUUGCGGCAACCCUAUCGAGAUCAAGGGCUUCCGGUCGCUUGACACCGUCUACAACACCUAA